UUGAGGAUGAAGGGGCAGACUGAAAAAAUAACAACAAUAAUCAUGUUUCUGACUUGAUAUGUUGUGGCAACACGUCAAGUUAUGUCAGGGAGGUAACAGCAUUUUGUAUGUUUGGAGUGACAUAAUAUAGCUUGACUGAUGCAACAUGACUUGAUAUUAGAAAAUACUGGUUCACAGUGGAACUCUGGCAGAGACUUGCUCUCCUCUCCCCUGAGCGGAGGCUGCUGGAGAAGAAGCAUCUGUGCCCGGACUUUUCUUGAUUGCGGAGAUGAUGGUGCUGGACAAGGAGGACGGCGUGCCGAUGCUCUCCGUACAACCCAAAGGGAAGCAGAAGGGCUGCGCCGGCUGCAACCGAAAGAUCAAGGACCGCUACCUGCUGAAGGCUCUGGAUAAGUAUUGGCAUGAAGACUGUCUAAAGUGUGCCUGCUGUGACUGUCGUCUUGGAGAGGUUGGAUCAACUCUGUACACAAAAGCAAAUCUCAUUCUCUGCCGCAGAGAUUACCUGAGGCUCUUUGGUACCACCGGGAAUUGUGCUGCCUGCAGUAAACUGAUCCCUGCCUUUGAGAUGGUGAUGAGGGCCAGAGAUAAUGUUUACCAUUUGGACUGCUUUGCCUGUCAGCUCUGCAACCAGCGAUUCUGUGUGGGAGACAAAUUUUUCCUGAAGAACAACAUGAUCUUGUGUCAGAUGGACUAUGAGGAAGGGCAGCUGAACGGGAGCUUCGAGUCCCAGGUUCAAUAACAGCCCCUGCUUCGCUGGAGCACUGUGGGAUGGGCGCUUGGCCGCACGAGCAGCGAGGGCGUCUGUCAGCUUGCCUGCAAUAUUUUUUUAAUUCUUGGUCCAGAGAGGACUAUAUACAUUGUAGUACUUUUCCCCCCCAACACAAAGCAGUUACAAUUUUAGAUGUACAGUUGUGCCUGCUUAGCUGAGCACUGCAUUGCCUGUAUGUUUGUGAGUUUUUGGGGUCUGGGGGAGGGCUCUGUACAGUCUGUUUUCUGUAUAUAAACUGGAACAUUUAUUUUAUGAAAAAUGUAAUGCAAUUUUAUUACUGGUGUGAAUUAAAAAUUAUGAAUGUUUCCUGGUCAUCUUUGCCGUGGUUUCUUCCCCCUGUGACAAAAGCCUGUAUUUCCUGUGCUUUAGCUGAGCAGAUUGUUGGAAACGUGUACAUCUAUCAGAGCAGAAGAAGGUUCUGUCAUAAUAACUGGGGAAAAUGCUGCUGCAGGGUUGUGGAGACUUCCAUCCAACCACCUGUACAAUGGGGGGUAAUGAGCUGGGGGCAGGUGUGGCUGGGAACCGUCGGCAUCGCUGGCAGGGCUGCUGGGCUGUGCUGGGCUGCUGGCUGAGAGGCUCCUUGUGGAUUCAGACGGAGCACUGCCACGGAAUCCCUGCUGGCUGCCUGAUCCAGUGCCUCCAGUCUGGGCUGCGAGGAACAGGCUCCCUGCAGCCCUGCCAACAGGUGCCUGGGCAUUGAUCAGAAUAUUAAUUUCAAGGCUUUGCUAGGCAGGGGGAUUUUCCCAUGGGGCAUCACUUGUCCAGGUCAGAGCUGCUGCGAGAGCUGAUGUCAGGGCUGGGACGUGAGCAGGCGCUGAUGCAGCAGAUCCCUGCUCCCAGCCCUUUUUGCUUACUCGGUGCCAGGUGCUUUGACCUCCCACAAAAUAAAAGCGAUCAGAUUUGAAGCAUCUCCCUGAGAAAAAAUUCUGAACUCUGUUCCUGCUGCGAUGCUUUGUGCAAUGAUUUUCAAGGUUAUGCAAUUCAUGUGCAACCCACUGGACUGUAUCAAACACAUUUCUUUGUAUAGUGAGUGUCACUUUAAUAUAGUGCACCAGUAGCUGUAAAGGAUGGCUGCAAUUCUAUUUAUUUUGUCUUCUUGCUUUUUCUUAGAUUUACCCUCCUUUCCUUUAAUAAAUAGACACCAAGUA
Messenger RNA from Lonchura striata (white-rumped munia), 1917 nucleotides. NCBI's taxonomy places the organism in Eukaryota, Metazoa, Chordata, Aves, Passeriformes, Estrildidae. The record is from RefSeq and is a predicted model, not a curated record.